AUGCGCAACGCUCUCGUUCUUGCUGCACUCGCAGUCACUGCUAUUGCUGGACCUUGCAAGCCCACGGGUUCUUCCACCGAGCUUCUGUCGACCACGAUCAGGUCGACCGAGUCAUCCUACGUUAAGUCCUCCGUCGUCAACGAAGAAACAUCCUCAGCAGCCGUCACUGAGAGCACAGACGUAGUCACCUCCAUCGCCAGCUCGGAUGCGACCACUACUGCCGAAGCCACCACGACCUCAGGCUCCGAGUCAACAACAACAGCUCCACCAGAUGAUAGCUGUGCAGAAAGCCUCUACGAUAUGAAUGGCGAGCCUGAGUUCACAGAUCGUAUUGCCGACUGUCAGGAACUCAAUGUAGUCACAGUCAGCUCAUAUGAAGUGACUAUGACAGUGUACAAGCGUGGGAACGUUAUAAUCAUUCCUACAAAUGCGAUUGUCCGUCGUGCGGAGGGCGAGGCGGCAACGACUAUCUUCCCGACGGAUAUCCCCGCUUAUGCUACAUACUGUAAUAACCCAUCAGCGUACUACGAGGCUUGCUCUCAGUUUGGUGUUACUGCGUUCACAACUACAAUUCCGGAACCUACGACUACUGAAGUUAUUAUUACUAAUUAA
This is a messenger RNA of Fusarium tjaetaba, 612 nucleotides long. RefSeq lists its product as uncharacterized. NCBI's taxonomy places the organism in Eukaryota, Fungi, Ascomycota, Sordariomycetes, Hypocreales, Nectriaceae. The record is from RefSeq and is a predicted model, not a curated record. The transcript is spliced from 2 exons. The coding region runs from base 1 to 612 and encodes 203 amino acids.